Paramecium primaurelia is the source of this 1104-nucleotide messenger RNA. NCBI's taxonomy places the organism in Eukaryota, Ciliophora, Oligohymenophorea, Peniculida, Parameciidae. The record is from the annotation of a GenBank genome assembly.
AUGGAAAUGAUAUUAACAAUUAUAAUAGCUGCUCUACUUGGUUUAUUACUAAUCUACAUCAUCCCUAAAUACUUUAGAUUUUUUCAUGGUUCAAAUACCUCUCCUAAAAAAAUGAAGUAUAUAAUCAAAUCAUAAAUCUCAAUAAAAUAAGAUUAAAAUGAUAAUGAGUUUUUAGAUCAAUAAGAUAAUUAUGAUUCUCCUAAAGAAGGCUAUGUAUAAUUGAUUCUCUAAAAUUAUGAAUAUUAGAAUCUGAAAAUUACAACUUAAUCAAUACUAUAUGAAUAACAAUAAGUUAUAUCCAAAAAUAAAGUAAUUAAAACUUUAGAAUAUCAAUAUAAAUUAGAUAAUCAAUUUAAUUAAUCAUAUAGAUGUAUUGAAUAAGAGAAAAACCAAAUUAUUAUAUAUAACUAAAAUACUAAAGAAAACUAUUAUAAGGGUAUUAUUGAAAAUGCCCCUAAAGAUAUUUAUUUUGGUUUAGAAGAUAUAAAUAGAUAAAAUUUAGCUAACUAUUAUUUCAAUUAAUUAAUUACAAAAGAUGAACUUAGAGAAGGAUCAUCUACUAUUAUUGAUGCUUUCUCAUAAUACUUAAAUCUUGAAAGUUUAAAAUAAUAUAUAAGAGAUAAUAAAAAUCAUAUUUAAACCUAUAAAUAAAAUAUUUUCUUUCCUAGUUCCAUUUUAAAAAAAGGAAGGGAUGUAAAGUAAUUUAAAUAAUAAUACGAAAACUAUAUUUUUUAAUAUCAACCUAUUAAAUAUGAUUUAUCAUUAAUAUACGAUAAAAUCUUUUUUAUUACAUCUUAUGAAGAGAAUAAAGAUUAUUUUUUUAUUGAAGUCUCUCCUCCUCAUUUAUAUAUUCAUGAUCUAAAGGAUUAAAAUAAAGGAGGAUAUGAUUAUUCACCCUAUUUGAACUUACUUAAAAGUAUUUAUCCUAGCCUUGGCUCAGAGAUAAUAAAAUGUGCAGAGUGUAAAUUGAAUCAAAGAUUAACAAAAUCCUAUUUCCAUGUUUGUUAUAAUAUGUUAAAAGAAUCUAAAAAUAAAAAGCUAUUAUCAAAAAUACAAUCUAUGGAAUAAUUAUAAGAACAUCUAUAGUCACUAAUAAAAUUAUGA